CAAAUUUUAACAGCUCCGGCUUUUUACAUACUUAAUUUGACGUCUACACGUAUCUUUGUUUAAGAUUAUCUGAAAAAAUUUUUCAGAACAGGAGUCAGAAAUAAACAUUAAAUAACAGCUGCAAGUUGCGGUUUUAGACCCUAUCAUAUCAUUUAAUUUGGAGGAUUAUAAAACUAAUUCCCAAUAUUGAAAUCAAGCUACAUAAGUGAAGAAAUAUAUUAAGCGAGUUUUAAUUUAGUGUUGUUAGUGCGAGAGAAUUUUAUAUUAUAAUAAGCUGCUAAGACUGUUGGGUAAAAUGAGUGAAGAAGAAGUCAAGCUUUCUAGAGAUGAACUUAUCAUCAAGGCUAAGGAGCUCUACAGCAAAGGCUCCAGAAACUAUCUUCUGAAAUGUUACAGUGAAUCUGUUGAUGAAUUGAGUGAAGUAUGUGCACUGUAUGAAGAAAUUUAUGGCGAACUCUCAGAUGAACUUGGAAUGCCAUAUUUGUUAUACGCCAAAUCCCUGAUAGCUCUUGCCUUAGAUGAAAAUAAAGUAGUUGAUGUUCCCGAUGAAGGAGAAGAUGAGUUUGAAGAUGAAGACGAGUAUGAAGAGGAACAUGAGGAUGAUAAAGACACCAAACAAAAUAAAUCUGGAGAAAAAAAUGGGACUGGUCAGGAAAUAAGCCCCUCCGAGCCAAACACAAAACAAGAACAGACUAAAAACGAGUCAAAAGAACCAGAUUCCACAGUCGACAGAAAUUCAGAAACAAGAGGAGAAAUAGCUGACUCAACAGUCCAAACAAAAUUGAUAGAAGAUGUUGUAACAAGCUCAGAAAAAGACACCAAAACAAAUGGAAAUGAAGGAAUAUCAACAAUAAAACCUAGUACUUCAAAUGGCAUAAAUGAUGCAGAAGAAGACGAUGAAAACGAAGCAGCAUCUACCCUUCAACUAGCCUGGGAAAUCCUUGAGCUUUGUGCUAAAAUAUUCACUCGUCAAGGAUUAAGUGGUCUCCCUAACUUGGCAGAAGUUCAAACAGAAUUGGCAAAUAUUGAAUUUGAAAACAAUAUUCUUGAUUCCGCUCGUGAAGAUUAUGAAAAAGCGCUUAAGAUUUACCAGAAUUUGACAGACAAUUAUAGACGCGCAAUGGCUGAAAUUCAUUAUAAAAUUGGUCUUACUUAUCUUAUGCAACAAAUGAAUCAAGAAGGUGCGGAAAGUCUUAGAAAUGCAUGUGCCCUUAUUGAGGAUGAAAUUAAUGAAAUGAAAGCCAAGGAAAAUCUAGUUGAAAAAGACACCGAGCUUAUUAAAGAUAUGGAAGAAACUAAAGAGGAGAUCAUGGCUAAAAUUGCUGAAAUCGAAGAAACCAGACAACAGAACAUUGCCGAGGUACGAGCAGCUUUAGAUAACUACAUAAGACCUGGUACUAAGGAGAAAACAACUGAUAGUGGGGGUGCAUCUUCGUCUGGUACUAGUUCAUCUGUUAUAACAUCAUCUUCUAAACCAACAGAUAUAACACAUUUAAUUAAAAGAAAAAAGCCAGACACAUCCCCAUCUUCAGAAGCGGAGGCAGUCGCAUCACCCGCUAAAAAAGCUGCCAUUUAAAUUAUUGUAUUUACUCAUUAUAGAUAUAAACUCAUUCCAAUUAAAGUUGUUACCUUAUAAUUGAA
This is a messenger RNA of Eupeodes corollae, 1641 nucleotides long. It is a transcript of the gene Nasp, whose product is annotated as protein NASP homolog. Gene Ontology annotation, biological process: CENP-A containing chromatin assembly; DNA replication-dependent chromatin assembly. The transcript is spliced from 6 exons. Gene Ontology annotation, cellular component: nucleoplasm. The record is from RefSeq and is a predicted model, not a curated record. Gene Ontology annotation, molecular function: histone binding. Lineage: Eukaryota; Metazoa; Arthropoda; Insecta; Diptera; Syrphidae. Bases 296 to 1576 code for a protein of 426 amino acids.